This is a messenger RNA of Salvia hispanica, 814 nucleotides long. NCBI's taxonomy places the organism in Eukaryota, Viridiplantae, Streptophyta, Magnoliopsida, Lamiales, Lamiaceae. The record is from RefSeq and is a predicted model, not a curated record.
CCCAGCUCAGUCAUCUUCGUCCUCACCAUACUUCUUAACCAAAUGCUUCUCUGAAAACCCCCAAAUUUUGCCCUAAUCCAUAAUGUCCUCAAUAAUCUCGAAAAUCCCCUCCAGCUCCCUAGCUCGGUCCCUCUUCCACCGGGCUCUCUGCACAGCCACCGAGACUCGUACCCAGAAGCUCGAACGAAUCGCCGAGGAGCUGAUUGGCCUCAACAAGAUCGAGCGCCAUGAUUACGUCAUCCUAUUUCGCCACAAAAUGGGCUUGAAUCGAUUCGGCGCCGCCGCCUCCGCACCCGCCGCGCAAUCGCCCUCGUCAGCCGGCGCCUCUGCCCCCGCUGCCGCCAAAGAGAAAACGGCGUUCGAUGUGAAAUUGGAGAAAUUCGAGGCUUCGGCGAAGCUGAAGGUGAUCAAGGAGAUCCGUUCUUUCACUGAUUUAGGGCUGAAGGAGGCCAAGGAUUUGGUGGAGAAAACGCCCGCUGUGGUGAAGAAGGGGGUUACCAAGGAGGAGGCGGAGAAGAUCGCGGCGAAGCUCAAGGAGAUUGGCGCCACUGUGGUAUUGGAAUGAGAUCAGAUUUGAAUAGUUCGCUAGUUUCCUUGAUGAUUGAUUUUGAUUGAGAUAUUUCUGAUCCGUGAAUACAAAUGAAACAUUACUUCAGUGAUUUCUCAGUUAUUCGGAGCAAUAGCAUAUAAAUUCGAUCAUGUUCAUCUUAGUCAUAAAAGAUUGAAUUUUGGACGAGAUUAGAUCUUCAAUAUGAAUGAAUGACUGAGAAUCAUGUAAUUGCUAUUUACUAUUCAUCAUCUAUGGUUUUUAGCU